Messenger RNA from Epithele typhae, 432 nucleotides. RefSeq lists its product as uncharacterized. Gene Ontology annotation, cellular component: cytosol. The record is from RefSeq and is a predicted model, not a curated record. Gene Ontology annotation, molecular function: thioredoxin peroxidase activity. Lineage: Eukaryota; Fungi; Basidiomycota; Agaricomycetes; Polyporales; Epitheliaceae. Gene Ontology annotation, biological process: cellular response to stress; hydrogen peroxide catabolic process; cell redox homeostasis. The transcript has 3 exons. Bases 1 to 432 code for a protein of 143 amino acids.
AUGAGCAGCUGGGUGGUCGAAGUCGCCACUGUGCAGAAGCCCGUGCCCGCGUUCAAGGCGAGUGCCGUCGUCGACGGCUUCUUCAAGAGGUCGUCCUCUCCCCCGUACCAUCAACACCUCCUCGUGCUCGCACUUUGCCUGGGCGACGUCCCUGCACAAGCAGGUCGGUCUCGGCCCGGACUUCAAGGCCUCAAGCUCCUGCUCACCACCGCAGACCGCAACAUGUCCAUCUCACACAACUACGGCACCCUCAUCGAGGACGAGGGCAUCGCCCUCCGCGGGCUCUUCAUCAUCGACCCCAAGAGCAUCCUCAGGUGCGUCCACAGUGCGGGGUCCUCCACGAAGAACGUCUCUGCAAGCACCAAGAAAACCUCCGGUUCCUCGAAGUUUGUGUGGCCGCCGGUGCCUGCAGACAGGGCCAAGCUCAGGUAG